Molecule: messenger RNA, 2013 nt
Organism: Theileria annulata
Lineage: Eukaryota; Apicomplexa; Aconoidasida; Piroplasmida; Theileriidae
Product: bromodomain-containing protein, putative
Exons: 3
Coding region: 1-2013 (670 amino acids)
Molecular function (GO): protein binding
Source: RefSeq, a predicted model, not a curated record
AUGUCAACAGAAUCUUUGGUACCAACUUCCCUCCAUAGAGGAGAAGUUCUACUUACACCAGAAGACGCAAUGAAACUAAACCAAGAUUUGGAAAAGUCAAAUUAUAGGUUCGAGGUCAUAAUUGAAGUCUACAACCCUCCAAAAUUGGCUCCAAAGAAGUCAAAAUCAGUAGAACUACACCUCCGCUCUAAAUCCCAAUCACUUGGAGACGAAUACACACCCUCCAGAUCAACAAAAAAACGUUUUAUCACAAAACAGGAAUCCUCAUUAAGAUUGGAUUCGUUUGGAAAUAGCUCAAGCGAGUAUUUUGAAAAGAGAUCCUCAAGACCACGAAAACAGACGUUUAGCUUCACAGACGAUUUAUUCGACGAUCCCUCUAAUUUUGCAUAUUCAGAGCCCUACAAACCUGAAAAAACUAAACCAGCAAAACCCUCUUCACAAAAAUCAUCACAAAAAGAUAAUAAACCAGUGAAAAUCCUCUACAGAACGGUACCAAUCUCUACAAAGCAUCUUCCGAAGCUGCCGAAAAACACAUGGGAAUAUUCCUGUUAUCGCAUCCUCCAAAUGAUCAAGUACAUGGAUACAGAUAAGUGGUUUUGGUACCCAGUGGACCCAGUUGUGGACGGAGUACCAGACUACUUGACAGUGAUUAAACGUCCAAUGGAUUUCCAUACAAUUACCGAGAGACUACACACAAAGCACUACUCAAGCCCAUAUGGCUGGCAAACAGAUAUGCGUCAAAUAUUUUACAACGCAUUUCUUUUCUAUCCGACAGAUAAUAUCAUUUGUCAAGCAGCGAGGACACUAUCGUUGGCGCUGGAAAACAAACUGAAGUCUUCGAGGUACAUUAACCCUGACGAGUUUUAUCUGACUUUGUCAAUGGACCCAGCAAAGCUGAGGGAGGAAAUAGAAAAUUUGUAUGCACCAAGAAGUAGAAAAGCAUAUGAUGCAUGGGUUGCACCAGUCCAAACACUGGAAGAUAGAAGAUCUAAAAAGAAAUUUGGACGCCUUGGAAGACUGGAUGAAGAUAAUUACACAGACCUGGACUCCAUGGAUACAUCAGGUGAUUUUACUGACGACGACGAGUACGUGAACUUAAAUUCAAAAUAUUCUAAAAAGAAGACCGUGAGACCCGAUAGAGGACUGAGACAAGAUAGAUCAAGAACUGAGUCAGGAAUGAGAAGAAGGAAGCCAGUCAAAUUUGGAGGAACAAUGUUUGGUGCUGAAGAGAUUCCACACUAUGGGUUAGUUCCCCAACCUCCAACAAUACAGAAAAUGCUAAAUGACAAACCAUUGACACUUUCACAACAGAAGACACUACAGGCUAAUAUGUUCAGACUUGCACCAAACCAACGUAAAGCAGCCUUAGAACUAGUUCAAGAUGAACUUGGAAUCCUGGCUGACAACCAUAAAGACGAUCCACAAUUCUUUUUCGAUACAGACCUACUAUCAAUUGAAAGACAGAAACAGUUCUUUACAUAUGUAAACCAAAUGGCCAAGACUAAUAUGGAACACAUGAUCAAGAGCGAUAAGGCAAAGGUUGCAAAGCAAGCCACAGAUGUUAGAAUCAUGAGUCGGCCUGAAAAGUUCAGAACUCCAUCAGGAAUGUUCAGUGACUCUUCUAGUACAUCUUCCAUUUCUGACGUCGCCUCCAACUUGUUGAGCUCAGAUGACUUCUUUAGCUCCUCAGAUUCAGAAAAUGACAUCGUCCCCGAAAAACCUGUCAGAACAGACAAUCAAAAGGAUACUGGUUUGCCUGAAUAUCUCCCAGUGGAUGAGUUUGAAGGUGACAAGCAACACCUGAGCGAAGGCAUUAUGGGAAACCACGCGGACUUCCUAGGGAAAAUAGAAACGCCCAGUGAGAGUGACAACAUGUCAACCAGCGGCAAAAAAACCGCAUGGAUGGACUGGAAGGGUCAAGCAAUUCACCACCGAGACGUGGCUCAGCAGACUGGAGUUCCUCCGAGAAACGAGGAUGAGCAAAUCGCAGAAAGUUUUGAUGCAAGAAUCUAG